Molecule: messenger RNA, 272 nt
Organism: Dentiscutata heterogama
Lineage: Eukaryota; Fungi; Glomeromycota; Glomeromycetes; Diversisporales; Gigasporaceae
Source: the annotation of a GenBank genome assembly
AAUUGUACAAAAAGAUAGCAAAGUUGUACUUGACAAUAUGAAAAAAGCUAAAGAGUUGGUAGAUGGGUUUAAGAAUGCAUAUACAGCAGCUAUGUUCAAUGAAAUUAGGGAGAAAGAGAAUAGAGAGGCAGUGGAAAUCCUUGUAAUUAUAUCAAAGAACGCUAUCUUUAGGUGGUAUAUCCCGCCUAAUCCGGAAUUGUACAAAAAAGAUGGCAGAGUUGCACUUAGCAAUAUGAAAAAAACUAAGGAAUUGGUAGCUGAAACAAAGCAAU